AUGCGCACCGACCGGCCGCGACACGCUAACCUAUACGACGCGUCAGGCGCGCGCGUGCAUCCGCUACAGGCGCCCGGCUGGAUCAAAUCCUUUUCGCACGACAGCGUGCGCCGGCAGGGGGCGCCACGCAGCGUCCCGCAGCAGAAGCAGAGGUCGCUGUCCGAUGCCGUGUUGGAGCGUGCGGGUCGCUCUCCCCGCCCCGACCCGCACCACGUGUUCAACGUUCCCGAGCUGGUGACGCACUACGAGAACAUCACGCGCGUGCGCACGUCAGCCAGCCGCGACGUCGGCGUCGUCACGGGCUCCGGUUUCCACGACGACGCCGACGAGCGACGGUACGAGACCUGUGAUAGCGUCGCCGCCGACGACGACGACGACGGCGAGGGGGCGCCACGUGUACCGGACGACGCGGAGAUGCGCGAGGCGACGGCGUCGCUCGAUCAAGCGCUCGCCGACAUUGAACACGGCGACUACAUCAACUACGACAACUGUGAUAAGGACAUAGGCGACGACGACGCCGUCAGUAACGGUGGUGGCUCUCCCUUGCGGGAAGCAGCACGCGAGCCCACGUACGUGAACGAUCUGUUUCACAUCUCUGCGGGCGAGGAGUCGAGAGAUCGUGCCGCGGAAGCGGACGGACAGUCGGACAGGCGAUCACACACUGUCAGUGAAUUAGAUAAGGCCCUGGGCACAAUCGAUUCCACACUACCAGCUAUCAAGGUGGAAGAGCACGAAGGAGACGCUGACAAGCACAACUCUACGGAGGGUCAUCUAGGGAAACCAGUGCGUAAUGCGCCGGAUAGAUACGCGGGCUACGGUUUGCACACGGCUCCGUUCAGCUAUGGCGUGCCGUCAAGUUCAUGGAACAGUGACACGGACCAAGAGAAAGCCAUCAUAUUCUAGCUGAUCAUCAUGCUCACCAAUAUCGGCUGAUUGAUUUGCUGGUCGAUUGAUUGCCUUCACGAUUGAUCGAUCGACUAAUAGUUG
Messenger RNA from Priapulus caudatus, 987 nucleotides. RefSeq lists its product as uncharacterized. The record is from RefSeq and is a predicted model, not a curated record. Lineage: Eukaryota; Metazoa; Priapulida; Priapulimorpha; Priapulimorphida; Priapulidae. The transcript is spliced from 2 exons. The coding region runs from base 1 to 903 and encodes 300 amino acids.